Eremothecium sinecaudum is the source of this 1860-nucleotide messenger RNA. It is a transcript of the gene ATG7, whose product is annotated as Atg7p. Gene Ontology annotation, cellular component: cytoplasm; phagophore assembly site. The coding region runs from base 1 to 1860 and encodes 619 amino acids. Lineage: Eukaryota; Fungi; Ascomycota; Saccharomycetes; Saccharomycetales; Saccharomycetaceae. Gene Ontology annotation, molecular function: Atg12 activating enzyme activity; Atg8 activating enzyme activity. The transcript has a single exon. Gene Ontology annotation, biological process: autophagy of mitochondrion; cellular response to nitrogen starvation; piecemeal microautophagy of the nucleus. The record is from RefSeq and is a predicted model, not a curated record.
AUGGAUCAGGCUGGAUUGAAAUUUGCCCCGCCUUUUCAGUCGUUUUUCGAUACCUCAUUUUUCAGGGAAUUUGCUAAUCUAAAGCUUAACGUGUUGAAACUUAAUGCAGAGAAGAUACCACUGUAUACAACAGUGGACCUUGCUACAAUACCCAAGGGUGCAUCUGUUGCACAUCUUUUUUUUAAUUCCCGAACAUUAGAUGAGGCUGGAUUGGAGGGUUCUGGAAUUCGUUUUCACGGUUGGUUCCAUAACUUCAAUACCCUUGGAGAGUUCAAAAUCUUAGAUAAGAAGAAAUUUCUGCAAGAUGAGGCUUUAUCGUUGAUGGAAGCAGGAUCAAAAGGUUGCUUAGAUGACGCUGUUGGUUUUGUUGUUAUCGCGUAUGCUGAUUUAAAAAACUAUAAGUUUUAUUAUUGGUUUGCAGUUCCAACGUUUCAGUCUGUUGAGUUUAAUAUGAUUAAAAAGGAACAGUUGGAGGAUAAAAGCGCGUUCCAUGAAUUCUUAGAGGAUGACUCCAUUUUAUGUGGCAUAUUAGACCCUAAUGAGGGCAAUGUUUUGAAAGGAUACAUGUCCGAAUUAAAGCUCUUCGACACACUUGUUGUAAAAGACACUAGUAAAAUAGCUGAUUGUCCUACCAGUUUGUUAAAGAACUUUUUGUCAUUAUGGAAGUCUCAAAACCCUGGAAAAGAUGGUUGCAAGGUAAUUCUUUUAAGGAAUGAGAAUAGCUUUUCAGUUGACGUCUCGUUUAGGGACAAUGUGAAUGAUGGCGAAAUAAAAACCAGCGGCUGGGAAAGAAAUGUCAAUGGCAAGUUAACGCCUAAAUUUACAGAUUUGAGAUCUUCCAUUGAUCCAUCGUACUUGGCCGAACAGAGCUUAGAUCUAAACUUGUCGCUUAUGAAGUGGAGGCAGUUGCCUGACCUUGACCUGCAAUCUGUCAAGUCUUCUAAAGCAUUAUUACUCGGCGCAGGAACCUUGGGUUGUAAUGUCGCGAGAUCACUACUGGCUUGGGGAGUACAAACAAUCACAUUUGUGGACAAUGGUACCGUUUCUGUUUCGAACCCCGCACGGCAAUCUCUAUACACUUUUGAAGAUCGCGGUCUCUCCAAAGCAGAGACCGCAGCGAAAGCUGUUAAAUCAAUUUAUCCAACUGUAAAUGCAUCAGGAAUAAACCUAGAGAUACCAAUGAUAGGCCAUCAAGUCACCGAAGAAGCAAAGCAACGCGAAUAUUAUGAGACAUUGGUUUCUUUGUUCGCAACACAUGAUGUUAUAUUUCUUUUAACAGAUUCUCGUGAAACACGCUGGCUACCUACACUGCUCGGAAACAUAUCAGAUAAAUUGGUCAUAAACGCCGCACUAGGCUUCGAUUCCUACCUAGUGAUGCGCCACGGCAAUUAUGAGCAGUCUGACGGCACUAGACUAGGCUGCUACUUUUGCCACGACGUUGUAGCUCCUAGUGAUUCUCUUACAGACAGAACGUUGGACGAAAUGUGCACUGUAACUCGCCCAGGAGUAGCUUUAAUGGCUUCCGCUCAAGCUGUAGAGUUAGCAGUCUCAGUUCUACAGCAUCCAGAAAAAAAUAAUUCUGCACCGAACGCUACAUCCAUAUUAGGCGAAGUACCGCAUCAAAUAAGAGGGUUUUUGAGUAAGCAUAACCUUGUAAAACUUCACACACCCGCCUAUAAACAUUGUGCUGGAUGCAAUAGAGAUGUCAUUGAUGCAUUACGCAGCGAUGGCUGGCAAUUUUUAAAGCAGGCAUUGAACGAUUACAAAUUCAUCGAGCGGCUAAGUGGAUUAUCACAAGUCCAACAGGAUACCGAGAAGAUUCUAAACGAGAUGGAAGACUUGAACUUUGGUAUUCAGUAG